AUGUCUGAGCCAACCAAGGUGGCUCAGACGGAGCCUCAUUUGAGGGAUGGUCCUUGCUCACUUUUUGAAAGAAUCAGCGAGCUACGCUCUAUGAGUAUUGGUAGCCUGGUGGACUUGCCUCAACUUCUCAUCUGCGGCGAUGAAGCCAGCGACAAACACUCCGUUCUUCAGGCAAUUGCUCGUAUGCCAUUCCCGGUCAACAACUCUGCGACUCAAUUUGUGACCGAGGUUCAUCUUCAUCGUCAACCCAAAAGCCUAUUCCGAGUCGCCAUACGGCCCACAGUCCCAAACAAUGAUAAUGAUAAAGAUGCACCGAUGAAGUCGAGUCUGAUAGGACAUGUUGCAAACACCAAAGGAUUGCUCGCUCUUAUUGAGAAAGCUACAAAUUUGAUUGUUUCAAAAUGCAACAGUGGGUUCAGCGAAGAGGUUCUUCAGCUCGAGAUUGCUGGCCCUAACAAGCCGAACCUGACUGUUGUUGAUCUGCCGGGUCUUCAUCACACAGGCGUUGACGAAGGAAAUAAACCCGUGGAGAUUGCAAGGAAAUACAUGAAGAGUCCUCGAAGGAUCAUUCUCGCCGUGCUCUCCGCAGAUCUAGAAUUCCAAACCCAAAAGGUUCUGGAUCUUGCAACGGAAUUCGACCCAAAGCAAAAGCGGACACUCGGCAUCAUCACCCAUCCUCACAAACUUGCAGCAUUAGGGCACUCAAGCUUGCUUUUUUCGGAAAUCGCCAAUCGGAAGUUGACCCUUGGGUGGCUUCUAUUGCCAGACCAUAUCGCUCAAAAGCAGAAUACUGAACUAACUGAGACGGACAGCGCAGAAAUACUCGGAGAGAAAGACUGGGAAGCGUUGGGAAAGUGUGCAAACAACGUCGAAAACCUUCCAGACUGGCUGGGUGAUAUAUUUUCUGAGAAGAUCCAAAAGGAUGUAUCUGGUCUGAUUUCCGACAUUGACGCUGUGGUGAUGGACAGAACCUCGAUGUUGCCAAAGUUGGUUCUUCCCAGGGAAACACUUGGACAACAAAAGAACUUCUUAUCCAGACUGAGUCAUUCUUUCGAGCAUGUCUUGAAUCAGGCUCUACGCGGUGUUUACACAGAAGCCUUUUUUGAUACUCGAAAUCAAGGCCCCAAUAUCAACCUGGACGAUCCUCGUCGCCUGUGUGUCAUCGUCCAUGCACUGAACGAGCACUUUGCGGACGCUAUGCAGGCAAUCGGAUGUCAUCGUAAGAUCAUCAGCUCAGCUGAUCGAUUGGCCUCCGGGGACUCAUUUCGAACGGCAUCAAAUCCCUACCGCAAUAUCAGAAGACCAGAAAGUCUGACACGAGCCAACUUUGAACGUGAAGUCGAGCAACGGAUACAACGUGACGGUGGACUCACAGGCGUGGGAGGCCUCGAGCACUCUUUAUUGGGUGCUUUGUUUCGAGAACAAACACAGCCAUGGGAGGAGAUAGCCCAUGUGCAUCUCAUCACAACGUGGAAGUCCGUUAGGACCUGCGUGGUUUCUGUGCUACAAUAUUUCACAGACCAGCCGACAUCAGACUUGAUUAUGAAGCACAUCAUUGAUCCAAAGCUUGAAAGCUUGAAAAUAGAUCUACUGGAAAAACUGAAAGAAUUGGUUGCUUACUACAAGCGAGGUCAACUGUUGCCCUCCAGCAAGACCAUUCUUGCGCAGGUCGAGAAACGAAGGAACGACCGUCUAUCUGCUUAUUUCAAGCAGACUUAUCACCUAGCGCAUCAGUCAGGGGCUUCUACGGCACAGGUCGAAAUGGACACCCAGAGUUUGAGGACAUUGAGCGAAGGUUGCAUCGCCGCCGAUGCUGUUGAUCUACUGCAAGCACAUUAUGAUGCAAGUGACUCAAACUCCAUCGAUUAUGGCUUGGACUCCUGGAGAUGCUAA
Molecule: messenger RNA, 1893 nt
Organism: Penicillium olsonii
Lineage: Eukaryota; Fungi; Ascomycota; Eurotiomycetes; Eurotiales; Aspergillaceae
Source: the annotation of a GenBank genome assembly